AUUCCAGCAACGGCACAAAUAAUGAAAUCUGUAUAAAUUGGAGGAAACAUUAGAAAAGUGUCGGGCAAGAAGUACAAAAAUCAACAGAUAGGAGAUGGUGCAGUUAGAUCGUUUUGAAAUUUUGUUCAACAACCCUGAACAGGCGUAUUUUGCCGGUCAGGAAAUCUCAGGAAAAGUUAUAAUAGAAAAUAAGGAGCCAAAAAAGGUCAAUGAGAUUCUACUGGAACUGAAGGGCAGAGCAAGAACCUACUGGACAAAGCAUUCUGGAAAAUCGCGAAAACAUUGUUCUCACUCGGAGCCCUACUUUUUGGAGCAAUUCAAUCCUGGCUACACGCACAAAUUCACAGUUGUAAAAGACGGAAAAGAAAAGGAAAGGAUACUUCCCGCCGGCAUUCAUCAGGUCCCAUUCUCGUACACUUUGCCAAAAUCACUGCCAUCCUCAUUUGAAGGCGAAUUCGGACACAUCCGGUACACAUGCAAAGCCAUUUGUGAACGACCAUGGGAUUUUGAUAUUGUUAGCAGAAAAGCGUUUACGGUAGUUGGUAUCGAAGAUAUUAAUUCGGACCCUAAGCUCAAUGAGCCUGCCACAUGCGUGGAAUCCAACCAUGCUGUCACAUUUUGUUGUCGGUCAGCCGGCAGCGUUACCGGCGAAAUUCGAAUAUCAAAGUGCGGCUAUACUCCCGGAGAAAAGAUAGAUGUCAGCUUUAAAGUGAUAAAUCUGAGCUCCAAAACUAGAACUACUGCUCUCCGAUUCGUGCAGCAAACCACGUACAAGGCCAAAACAUUCGCCGGCCACGAGCACAUCAAGAAUGUGGUUCGCGUGAUCUCAAAAAUUGACAAAGGAGAGGUGCCAGGUGGAAGUACCACCGAAUGGCAAGAAGAAUCCAUCACAAUCCCAUCGUUGCCACCGAAAUUGGGAAAAUGCAAAAUUCUGUCAGUUACCUAUUCGGUCGAAUUGGAAGUCGAGCAAACGCUCACAGUGCCGUGUCCAAUUGUCAUUGGUUCCAUCCCGCAGCUUUCUCAACUUCUGAUCCAUUCCAAACAGUCCGUGCAGAGUGCCGGCAACGGCUCUUUACCGAAAAGUUCCAUAAAGGAUAGUCCACCAAAAUGGGAUAGCGAGAGUUGUGUGCAGGUGACAAUCACAGAUGAGAGUGGUCAGCUGGUGGAGGAACUCGGCAACGAAAUGGAAGCCUUAUUGUCAGCUCGAAAACGAGUACGAAUGCCCUCCUCGAUCCUCAGCGAGCUGUAUCCAACAAUGCCGAGCCCGUAUUAUAAAGAAUCAUUCUUCGGCGCCAGUGACAUAUCAGAGGAGAAGGAGCAAGCACAGUUCGGUGAAGCCUCAUUUGCGCCCAAAUAUCCAUUUUAUACCGAUUAAUAUUUUAUCAUUUUGUCUCGAGUGUUACUUUCGCUUGGAGGGGAUAAUCAAUAAAUUCCAUG
Molecule: messenger RNA, 1437 nt
Organism: Caenorhabditis elegans
Lineage: Eukaryota; Metazoa; Nematoda; Chromadorea; Rhabditida; Rhabditidae
Gene: arrd-17
Product: Arrestin domain-containing protein 17
Exons: 9
Coding region: 95-1375 (426 amino acids)
Source: RefSeq, marked reviewed